Messenger RNA from Alligator mississippiensis (American alligator), 3910 nucleotides. RefSeq lists its product as uncharacterized. NCBI's taxonomy places the organism in Eukaryota, Metazoa, Chordata, Crocodylia, Alligatoridae. The record is from RefSeq and is a predicted model, not a curated record. The transcript is spliced from 2 exons. Bases 1524 to 2543 code for a protein of 339 amino acids.
GGUAUGUGUUGGGUAUGCAUGUAUGCUUGCAUUGGGCACAUGUUGGAUAUACACGUGUGUUUGUGUUGGGUAUGUGCUGGGUAUGCAUGUGUUGGGUGCAUUUAAUUUAUUUGCAGGGUUUGGGGAGAGAAGCAUUGAAACAUUUGCGGGGGGGAAUCCCACCAAAUAAAUCAUAUGACCUAUGGGCACAUAUAUCCAAGGGAAAUGAGGUGUCAAGUUUUGGUUCUCACUGGAUUCUUAAAUAAUAAAGCAAAGGACGCGGUAGAAUAGGCAGAGCUGCUCUCACCGCGUUUUGAGAUAAUGUGUUCAGUAAUGCAGCAGAAACCCAUUAAACAAAUAAUCUUGUUUCCCCGACCUUUCAGUCCACUGACAAAUCCUUUCUCCUUUAACAGGAUUUGUUUCGGAGAGCUCGACCACGUGAUCUGGCACUCUGGAAAUGUCUUCAUUUAACAGAUCUAAGCCCACAUCCUAUUUUCUGUCAAUCCCAUUGACUUCGGCUGAACUUCAUUGAGAACAGAGUAUAACCCUUUCCCCUUUCAUCUGGUUCUCCUCUCACCUUUCCCUUUGCAGGGCACUGGAAAUGUAUGCUUUUAACAGCGUGUUUCCUUAUCAGCUGUGAGGCUGAGCCCUGUGGGAAAUCUGGAUAUCUUUGGCCCUUUCAAUCAGAGUAAAUAUAUUCUCUUAAAUAAUCUAUUCCCUUAGCAGACACACGUUCAUGUUGGCCUCAUGGAAGCUACUCAAGCUGGAGGGCAAAGAGCUUAUGAAUUGUAAUUCUACCACUUGUAUGUACCAUGAUGAAUUUAAGUCACAUACCAGCAGUCUUGAGAUUACAACUCAUGAGUCAUGACUUUCUUUAAAACCACAGCCCAGCCUCAAGCUAAAGUUGAGGCCCUUCUGUCUCUGUAAGAGAUACGGUACUUGAGCAACCCUAAAACAGUCCAUUCAGUACAGGUCUGUCAUCCAGGUACUGGGAGAGCAAUGGAAGACCCCAGAUAUCCGUUAUCAGACCUUUGCAAAUAAUGAAGAGCAACAGACCUGGAAUUUUAAAAACCUGAGCUGUCAAGAUGAGAGGACCAGGCAGUGAUAAAUGUAGGGCAACUAGACAUAGCGAUAUGUACGUGAAUUACUUCGAGAGAAGGGGUCAGAUUGAAGGAGAAUGGGAUGAAUGAAACAAUCCCUAGCCAAAAGAUGGAUUAAGGGAAGAAAAGGCUGAUGAUAUAGGAGAAACCAUUGCAACUGGUUGUUGCAACUGCCAUGGACAACUGCCAUUGCAACUGUCAUGGGCAACCAUUGCAACUGGCAAUGCAACUGCCGUGGACAACCAUUGCAACUGGCGAUGCAACUGCUGUGGACAACCAUUGCAACUGUCCUUUGCAACUGCCGUGGACAACCAUUGCAACUGCCAUUGCAACUGUCAUGGGCAACCAUUGCAACUGGCGAUGCAACUGCUGUGGACAACUGCCAUUGCAACUGUCCAUUGAAACUGCUGUGGACAACCAUUGCAGUUGGUCAUUGCAACUGCCAUGGACAACCAUUGCAACUGCCAUUGCAACUGGCCACUGCAACUGCUGUGGACAACCAUUGCAACUGUCCAUUGCAACUGCCAUGGACAACCAUUGCAACUGCCAUUGCAACUGCUGUGGACAACCAUUGCAACUGUCCAUUGCAACUGCCAUGGACAACCAUUGCAACUGCCAUUGCAACUGCUGUGGACAACCAUUGCAACUGUCCAUUGCAACUGGCCACUGCAACUGCUGUGGACAACCAUUGCAACUGCCAUUGCAACUGGCCACUGCAACUGCUGUGGACAACCAUUGAAACGUGCAUUGCAACUGCCAUGGACAACCAUUGCAACUGCCAUUGCAACUGCUGUGGACAACUGGCAUUGCAAUUGUCCAUUGCAACUGCUGUGGACAACCAUUGCAACUGCCAUUGAAACUGGCCAUUGCAACUGCCGUGGACAACCAUUGCAACUGGUCAUUGCAACUGCAGUGGACAACUGCCAUUGCAACUGUCCUUUGCAACUGCUGUGGACAACCAUUGCAACUGCCAUUGCAACUGGCCAUUGCAACUGCCGUGGACAACCAUUGCAACUGCCAUUGCAACUGUCAUGGGCAACCAUUGCAACUGGCGAUGCAACUGCUGUGGACAACUGCCAUUGCAACUGUCCAUUGAAACUGCUGUGGACAACCAUUGCAACUGCCAUUGCAACUGCCAAGGACAACCAUUGCAACUCCCAUUGCAACUGGCCACUGCAACUGCUGUGGACAACCAUGGCAACUGUCCAUUGCAACUGCCAUGGACAACCAUUGCAACUGCCAUUGCAACUGCUGUGCACAACCAUUGCAACUAGUCAUUGCAACUGGCCACUGCAACUGCUGUGGACAACCAUUGAAACGUGCAUUGCAACUGCCAUGGACAACCAUUGCAACUGCCAUUGCAACUGCUGUGGACAACUGGCAUUUCAAUUGUCCAUUGCAACUGCUGUGGGCAACCAUUGCAACUGCCAUUGCAACUGCCGUGGGCAACUACAGCAACCAUAAGGUACACAGGCUUCUAGGUUGUGCUGGAAGAAGAGCUGAAUGCAGAACACAAGGUGAGAUGCCGUGAUGGAGUCCUGUGUCCAGUGCAGGACACCAUCCCACGGAGAGGAGAGGAGCUGCCUGGUUUGCAGGGGGUUCAGGGAAUAGCAGUGUGCACAACCUCUGAUCUGAAGAAACGUGAGAGAGUUUCAGGAACCAGUUUUACCUUGCAAGUCUGUUGAAACAGGAUUUCCAGGGGAUCAGGACAGGUGGGGGAGGCUUGAAGGGGCUGGUGAGAACCUAGUACGAAGGAGGAAAGCGCAGCGUGGAUGCAUUUUUCCUUCCCUGAAACAGCAUGGGCUUCUGACCAGGUGCUGAGCUAAGAAGAAAGCUCGGCUCUCCACGACGCAACCUGCCGCCAAGCAGCCUAAUCUCUUGGGAUACUGAGUCUGCAAUGACCCCCAGGGCAGCUUCGCAGCAGAAUUGGGGCUGCCCUGCUUUUUCAUCGUUUGUAAGAAAAAGGAGUCUCCUCUAGAUCCCUUCUCUCUCCUCUCAUCUAACUCUGGCAUUGCUUAAGUCUUAUCCCACAGACUGGAUGGCCUGUGGUUCACGGGGCACCGCCAGAUAUUGCUCUAGAAAAAAUAACCCUCCUUUUUUGGAGAAGAGUUUAACAUCAUCAGCCUUUUGCUUGUUCCUCCACCAGACCAAGGCAGCCCUUCAGGAUCACAGACAUCCUUUGCCAGUUGAGCAAACUGAUGCUUAAUUGUUUUCUGGAAGUGCUGCGCCUCGUAUAUCCAAGAUUGCCACCUGCCCUGAUCGUCUGGGGACGGGGUCUCUGGCUUCAUCGUCCCAUUCUGCAUCUGCACAAUUAUUUCAGUGGGUUGAAUUUGAAAUAAACCCCAAAUUUAUUUUUUCCCCGUGGAAAACACUUCCGUUGGUUGCCUGCCCACGUGGCAUCGUCACGUUAAGAGCAAUGAUUUGCACUAUCACGUUUGUGUCUCCAAAGUUGCAGUCUCACCGCAUCACAGAUAAGGAUCGUAGAAAAAUGAGGCCUGAAGAGAUCUCAGGAAGUGAAAUCUAGUCCAAGCACUGCUCGAGACAGGAGCAACCCGGUCUGAGCCAUCCCAGACAGAUGUUUGCUCAACCUGUGCUUAUAAAUUCCAGUGACAGAGACUUCACAACCGCUCCAGACUCAAUCAGCCCAAUUCCCUCAGCCUUUCUUCAUAAAGUUUCCCACUGCCAAGCUCAAAAGGCGACGGCUUCCAGGGACAGCGCCGUGGAUGUGAACAUGAGGCAAGAGCUCGCCCCCGGGAAGUUUUUCUCAUCCUACGGCAGCGAACGCCAACAGGAGAACGCGCCACGUCAGCCCCAGGUUGUGAAACUUUUCU